AUGGAUGCUGUGAAAAGUGCGAUUUUGCAUGAUACGAAUGAACUUUUGCAGGCCAUCUAUGGUCAGGCGGUUGAUCGAGCUGUUGUCAACACUUAUGCUGACCAGCUGAUGAAAACAAUAACUCCUCGUUUAGGUUCACAGAAGAAUGUUGAGCAAGCGAAGAAAAUAAUUUGUGAUGGAAACCCGGAGGGGAAAGCAUUCUUGGAGAAGUACAACGAACUCAAACUGAAGAACAUUCGGGAACUGGAUCCUUUUGUAUACCUUCUUGCAAAAAUUAAGUGUGACUCUGAUCUUUCGAGAACGCUUCGUAAUUUAAAUGGAGAAUGUAAUGACACUCCGGAUGGUCCCGAUUACGAGUCGUUUGACCAACUGCAAAUGCGAAUUCAAAACAGCAAUACGAAUGCUCUUCUGGGACCGCUGCGAUCAGAAGACUCUUCUGGUUUUGAGGCUGAUGACAAUCUUCAACAGCCCCAUGGUAACGUGGGAUGCCUUGGUGACUCCCAUCACCUUCCUCACUAUUACGCCACUUUUGCGACUGCUGAUAGAGCUGAGGGGACAAAGUCAACAUCGAAGUCUAAGGACAGUAACUCACAGUGUCGAAAGGCUUCGUGUCAAUUCCCCCGGUGGAUGUACGAAACAUUCUACUUGUCAGCAGAUUUUCUACCGGCAAACCUUUUUACUUCAAAGACACCUCCUGUUCUUCCGCUUGAAACGUUGCCAUUGAAUGUUCAAGAGAAGUUAGUUGUGCAGGAUCUCUUGGCAUGUUUGCAGGGCAGUGACGGAGUCUAUAUCAAAGCUCUGAACAUAAAAAAUCCUCAUGCAGUACGAAAUUUUGCGAUUGAUAAAAAAAUGCACCCGUCACUCGUGGAUACGGUGAACAAAGUUGUUCCCAUGAUUUCGCAAUAUUCCCUGAUCGUCAGGUUCAUUGAAGAGAAAUCCCGAUAUGAGUAUGGUCGUGUGAAUCAGGCAUUAUGUGAAGCAAUGGAGCAAUUUCUGCAAGAGUACUGGAAGCUCCUUUGCCAGCUCGAAGCUCAGUAUCGUGCUAACCAACUAGGAAUUUCGCGUCUUCUUCUACUUUUAAAGGACACCGGUCAUCUAUUCAGUCAACUUGCUCAGCUGGCAACGAAUAUCAAUACUGGUGGUUGUGUGGGUGGUGCAACGCUUUCUCUACUCUACGAGAGUCUCCGAGGUCAGGUAUCAGUAAUAAGUCGUGUUCACGACUGUCUGUUCUACCUUCUUCGCUCCUCCUGCCGACCCUUCUUCGAAUCCCUAAGUUACUGGAUUUACCGUGGCUUCCUCCGACCCGACGAUGCCGAGAGGGGCGAGUUCUUUAUCGUGAAGUCCUCAGCGCUACCGCUACCGAGCCAAGAGAACGAUACGGCUAGGGAUUAUAUCAAUUCAGCUUAUUAUUGGGAGCGAAGCUACUCCAUUCUAUCCACUCAAUUACCUGGAUUCUUGGAAUCACGUGCAGAAAAAGUUUUGGCUACUGGAAAGUAUCUCAAUGUGGUGCAGCAGUGUGACAGUUCGCUGCAGCUGGCUGAACCGGAGGAUCUGGUCUUUAGUGAAACAGAAAUUGACUUCCUGUCAAAAAUUGAUAAGGCUCACGCGUUCGCUAGUCGCACUCUGCUGGAUUUCAUUCUCAAACAAAAAGAUCUCAAAGGCAUUCUCAAAUCAAUUAAACGCUAUUUCCUGCUGGACCAAGGUGACUUCAUUGUCCAUUUCAUGGACACCGCUGCUGCAGAAUUGAAGAAGCCAGUAUCCCAAGUUUCGAUCAGUGGACUCAAUUCCCUCCUCGAAUGGGUACUGCAAACCAGCUCAGCUGCCUGUGACCCCUACAAAGACAACCUCAGGGUGGUAAGUACGAAUUGUGAUUUGAUCACGCAAAUGCUGACCCUUCAUGUGGCCGCUGACGGCAGCAAUGCUAACACCAUAAUUGACAUGGAUCCAAGCGCAUUAGAAGCCUUCUCUUUGGACUACAAAGUGGAGUGGCCGACGGCUCUAGUCAUAAAUCGUCCCGUCAUAGAUCGUUACCAAAUGCUUUUUCGACACCUCUUCUACUGCCGUCAUGUUGAGCGUCAUCUCUCCACAUCCUGGGCUAUGCGGAAGGCAGCUCGUCGAGCAACAGCCGCUGGCGCCCUCGCCUUCAAUAACGCCUUUAUUCUUGGCCAGCGGAUGUUAACUUAUAUCCAAAACCUCCAAUACUACAUGACCUUUGAGGUACUCGAACCUAAUUGGAACAGCUUCUUCCAAUUCCUCGACAAGGCUGACAACUUGGAUGAAGUGUUGAGGGCGCAUGAACGAUGUCUCGAGAUCUGUAUGGAUGACUGCCUACUCACAUCGCCAGAUCUGUUGGCGCUGGUAGGCAAGUUGAACGCCGUAUGCAUCCAAUUUGCCAACUGCCUCAACCGCCUGGCUGAUGCGAGUUUGGACGACACUCUGGACAGCGUACCGAUGAGCACUGCCGCCUCUAUGCAACACCGACUGGGAGCUGCUGGUGACUCUGGUAGAACAGGCACUGUCUCCGCCUCGCCCUCUUUCACUAACCUCGCCGUCACUCCUGGGCCUGCCGCAUUUCGUGGCGAUCGACGCCGUCGCGGCUCCAUAGCCAGUAGCGAUGGUGGUAGCCUCUUUAAAGCUGGAGAUAGCACCGCUUCAUCUCUCGCUGGGUCCUCGCUUGAUGUGCGUAGACGGGUUGCAGCCUCGGAUUUGGGGAUCGUUGGAUCAAACGAACGUUUUGCCAUUGCAGUGGAGGAUUUUGGCCUCAAGUUUAACACUCUCAUCGUCGAUUUGCUCGUCAAAAUUCGUCGGCCAGUGGAUCGUGAAAGAGACAAAUUACUCAGUCUCGCUGCUAGGUUGGAUUUCAAUGGAUUCUACGCUCGCUAUAGUGCAGAAGCAGCGACUCGCAAUGGCGUUGUUUAUAGCAGCCUUGGAGGCGGAAUUGGCUCUGGUAGCUCUCUGCGACCAUCAAGCUCGAUGAGCAGUUUGGCGACGUUGGGAGGAUUCUCCGUCGCUCCGCCUCGUCGCUUCACUGAGACGGGAGACGAAGAGAGUGCUCCACCGCCCAUCACGUCUCAGCGACGGAAAUCAGCGAUGCCACCACCUGCCCAACCUCGUGAUCGACGUCACGCCACGACUCAUCAUUCUCCUGCUACCAACCCCAGUGCAAGUGAACAAUGA
Molecule: messenger RNA, 3177 nt
Organism: Hydatigera taeniaeformis
Lineage: Eukaryota; Metazoa; Platyhelminthes; Cestoda; Cyclophyllidea; Taeniidae
Source: the annotation of a GenBank genome assembly